UGCCUGCCCGCCGCCGGCCCGCCGCCGCCCGCGCCGCCUCCGUCCCCCCGGCGGAGCCCCCGCGGAGCCGACGCACCGCCACCGGGCAGGGGCAGGCGCGCAGGGCGGGCACGGCGGGGGUGGGGUUCGCCCUCGCCCCCGCCCCGCCCCCGAGCGGCUGCCAAUCAGCGGAGCGAGAAGCCGGGUUGGCCGAGGGAAGGCCGUUGCCCGGGAGCCACCGCCCCGCCCCUUCGCCCCCCCCCCUCGCCCGCCCGCUCCACUCCCCCGCCCUCCCCUGGGCCCUGGGAAGGGGCGCAGCGUGGGAAAGGGAUGGUUGAGUUUUAACCGGAGGCAGAGCGUGAGCGGGACCAGUGUGUGCGGAACGCGAGCAGCCGAGCGCGGAGAGGCGCCGCUGCAGUUAACUCCUCCCUGCCCGCCGCGUCGACCCUCCCCCGGAUCCCCCGCGUAGCCAGCAUGAAGCGAGCCCACCCCGAGUACAGCUCCUCCGAUAGCGAGCUGGACGAGACCAUCGAGGUGGAAAAGGAGAGCGCGGAUGAGAAUGGGAACUUGAGUUCGGCUCUAGGCUCCAUGUCCCCAACUACAUCUUCACAGAUCUUGGCCAGGAAAAGACGGAGAGGCAUCAUUGAGAAGCGCCGAAGAGACCGGAUCAAUAACAGUUUGUCUGAGCUGAGGAGGCUGGUACCUAGUGCUUUUGAGAAGCAGGGGUCUGCUAAGCUAGAAAAAGCCGAGAUCCUGCAGAUGACGGUGGAUCACUUGAAAAUGCUGCACACUGCAGGAGGGAAAGGCUACUUUGAUGCGCACGCCCUUGCAAUGGACUAUCGGAGUUUGGGGUUUCGGGAAUGCCUGGCAGAAGUCGCCCGUUACCUGAGCAUCAUUGAAGGACUAGAUGCCACGGACCCGCUUCGAGUUCGACUGGUCUCACAUCUGAACAACUAUGCCUCGCAGCGGGAAGCGGCGAGCGGCGCCCACGCAGGCCUUGGACACAUUCCCUGGGGGAGCGCCUUCGGACAUCACCCGCACGUCGCGCACCCCCUGUUGCUGCCCCAGAACGGCCACGGGAACACUGGCACCACGGCCUCGCCCACGGAACCCCACCACCAGGGCAGGUUGGCUACGGCACAUCCGGAGGCGUCUGCUCUGCGAGCGCCCCCUAGCGGCAGCCUUGGACCGGUGCUCCCCGUGGUCACCUCCGCCUCCAAACUCUCCCCGCCCCUGCUCUCCUCGGUGGCCUCCCUGUCGGCCUUCCCCUUCUCUUUUGGCUCCUUCCACUUACUCUCUCCCAAUGCACUGAGCCCUUCGGCACCCACGCAGGCAGCAAACCUUGGCAAACCCUAUAGACCUUGGGGGACGGAGAUUGGAGCUUUUUAAAGAACUGAUGCGGUAGAAUGAGGGAGGGGGAAGCUUAAAAUCCCAGCUGAGCUGGGCUGUUGCCAACAACACCUUAAAGUCAUCAGUAAAAUAAAAAGGAAAAAGGUACACUUUCAGAUAAAUUUUGUUGAAAGACGAAAGGUUUGUUGGUUUCCUUUUCUUUUUUAAUGUUUUUUUUAUCAUGUCGUAUUAGCAGCUUUUAAAAACUAGUUGUUAAAUUUUGUUCAGACAUUAACUUGAAAUAGUGAGUAUAAACC
Messenger RNA from Hippopotamus amphibius kiboko, 1625 nucleotides. It is a transcript of the gene HEY1, whose product is annotated as hes related family bHLH transcription factor with YRPW motif 1. Bases 454 to 1368 code for a protein of 304 amino acids. Gene Ontology annotation, molecular function: protein dimerization activity; DNA-binding transcription factor activity, RNA polymerase II-specific; RNA polymerase II cis-regulatory region sequence-specific DNA binding. The transcript is spliced from 5 exons. The record is from RefSeq and is a predicted model, not a curated record. Gene Ontology annotation, cellular component: nucleus. Gene Ontology annotation, biological process: Notch signaling pathway; regulation of transcription by RNA polymerase II; anterior/posterior pattern specification. Lineage: Eukaryota; Metazoa; Chordata; Mammalia; Artiodactyla; Hippopotamidae.